This is a messenger RNA of Arctia plantaginis, 1761 nucleotides long. Lineage: Eukaryota; Metazoa; Arthropoda; Insecta; Lepidoptera; Erebidae. The record is from the annotation of a GenBank genome assembly.
AUGGUUUUUGGUACUGGUAAACUAUAUCAAAAAGCUUUAUUGAAUCUAAGAAGGAAACAGAUUUUUGAGAAUAUUGGAAGAUUUGGAGUCUGGAAUGUCCCAAAUACAGUAAAUGAAACGAAGUAUGUGCCAAUAGACAUUAAAAACAUAAUCCUAGAUUAUGACUAUCCACCGGGUAUUAACGGUAAAGGAGUUCAAUUACGAAGUGAUUUGAGUUAUGAAAUUAGACGAAAGUUAAAAGAGGGCUGGGAAAAAUAUAAGUUUAAUGAGUUCGUCAGUAAUCUUAUACCAGUUAAUCGAUCGUUAGUUGAUCAACGGGAUGAAUGGUGUAAAGGCCAAACUUUCUCCUCGGACUUGCCAAAUGCCACUGUAAUCAUAAGUUUUUUCGAAGAAUCUUGGUCUACUUUAAUAAGAACAAUUACUUCAGUGAUUAACAGAUCACCACCGCAUCUACUAGAUCAGAUUAUUCUAGUCGAUGACUAUUCAAGUUUAGAUCACCUUAAACAAAAAUUAGAUGACUACGUUGCAUCGAUGCCUAAAGUUACCCUCAGAAGAGCCCCUCGGAGAUUGGGUGUCGUUGGAGCAAGGUUGUUACCAAUUCAAGAAGUCAAAUCACCUGUUAUUGUAUAUCUUGACAGCCAUUGUGAAUGUUCAGAAGGAUGGUUAGAGCCCUUACUGCAGCGUAUUAAAGAAGAUUCAAGUAUAGUGGUCAGUUCAGUCAUAGACAAAAUACAUACAAAAACUUUUGAAUAUAUUAAACAAGACACUGAACAACUACAAUUGGUUGGAUUUACGUGGGCUCUCAGUUAUUCUUGGAUGCCAAUUCCACGUAAUAUUUUCACUGUACGCAAAGUCCCUGCAGCUCCAGUAAAAACACCAUGUACUCCUGGUGCCAUCUUAGCUAUAGACAGAGAAUUUUUUCGAAAGAUUGGGUAUUAUGAUACAGGAAUGGAAGCUUGGGGUGCGGAGAAUAUAGAAUUGUCUAUCAGAAUUUGGAUGUGUGGCGGUUCAUUGGAGAUUAUUCCUUGUUCGCAUGUUGGCCACAUUUACAGAGUUCCUGAAGAAAAAUUUCUAAGGGCAGUUAGCAGAAAUUUGGUUAGAGUAGCCGAGGUUUGGCUUGACGACUACGCCAAGUAUUUUCAUGCGAGAAUAGGAUACAAUAAAGGUGUAUACGGUGACGUAUCUGAAAGAAUACAACUUCGGCAAAAACUGGAUUGUAAACCUUUCAAAUGGUAUUUAGAAAAUGUAUAUCCUCAACUUGAGUUGCCAGAAAAUGUAGGUGCUACUGGUCAAAUUUAUAGUGCUGGUUACAAAGGGCUUUGCUUGGAAGCUGCUAUUACAUUGCAUGAAUAUGAUCCCAUAAAGAUGAUGCCAUGCCACUAUCAAGGUGGCAAACAGUACUGGACGUACACUGGCAAUGGUGAAAUACGACGUGACAAGAUUUGUAUUGACUAUUUGUAUCAAACAGUUACACUCUUUGUGUGUAACAACGCCGCGACGCAGGUCUGGUUAUAUUUUGCGGAAGACAAAAUGAUACGGCAUAUGGUAACCAAAAAGUGUUUGGCCAUAAUUGAGCAUGUUUUCCAUUAUAAAGUGAUGUUGAGAGACUGUUUAGCACACAAAUCACAGACAUGGAUAAUGGAAAACUUCAAAUUUGAAAAUCUUACACCGAUAUUGAGGUUAGGAAUUAAAGCCUAUGACAGUUUUAAAGACAAAUAUAAUUCAAGUGCAACACAGACCAUAUUUCCAGCUAAAAUUUGA